GGUUUGUGAAUAUAACAAUGGGGAUGCUGGAGUUUUGCAUUGUUGAAGAUGGAGGAGACGCCACUUACGUUUCAAUUCCUCGUGGUGGCCCUAUAUACGUCCCUGACAUGGUGGGUCCGCUCACCCGAGUUCCCGACUUUGAGUCUGUUGUGUUUCAUCAGCUUCAGGAUCUCAAGGCGGAGGUGGAGGAGCUUUCCUCAGACUCGCUUGAACCUUGCGGUGAGGAUAUUUCAGUUGAUGAGCUUAAAAUUAUUACCGAGGAAGAGUUGGUAAAUAAGGCUUUCAAGGAAGCAUUCAAGGAUGGUGAGGUAGGAAAUUCUUCACAAGUUCCAGAAGAGCACGUGAAUGCAGGGAGAAAAGAUGAUAGCAGAAUAUCAAGCCAUGAACAUGCUUGUUUGGAAAGCUUAGAAAGAGAAAGGGAUGGUUCAACUUCGAUUGUGUCCUCAAAUGGCUCUCCUCUUAGAACUGGUGAUAAUCAAGAAUUGAGUGAAGAUACCUUAAAGAAGAGGAAGAGAAAGAGACGCAUGAAUCAGAAGAGUCAUACCCUUAAUGGAAGUUAUAUUGCUAAGGUGGAGCAACUUGCAAGAAUUAAACAAAAACAAGAUGAAAAUAAAGCAGCAGCGAGGUUGCAUUCAUUCAAGUAA
Ilex paraguariensis (yerba mate) is the source of this 644-nucleotide messenger RNA. The record is from the annotation of a GenBank genome assembly. NCBI's taxonomy places the organism in Eukaryota, Viridiplantae, Streptophyta, Magnoliopsida, Aquifoliales, Aquifoliaceae.